AUGGCGUCUUCCGGAGGGUCUAAUGCUACACAACCUAUAGAUGCAAGUCAGACAACUGAUUUAUUAAAGCGUAACUCGGACGACAUUGGAUGGGAAUAUGUUGUGUUGGUGAAUCCAAAUGACAAAGAUAAAGUGAAGUAUAAGAAAGUGUGUGAGAAGGAAGUGAGGGAAGAAGUAGAUCUUUCACAAUCACAAGCUCCAAUUGAUUUGGAAGAAGAGUUUGAGGUCCAAGGGACAAGGAAAAGACCACACUUUCUUGGCCCUAUAGAUAGAUAUGCAUCUUCGAUUACUCCUGAUUCUUCAAUUGAUGGAAGUAAGAGAACACGUCAACAAAACAUCAAUGAUGUCAUUUGUAAGGAAAGAAAGCAUAGUGUGCACCAAUAUUUGGCUAGGUGGGUGUAUGAAGCCGGCAUUCAUUUUAAUGUCAUUGAUAAUGAUAGUUUCAAGAGAUUUGUGGAAGCGGUUGGACAAUUUGAUCCGGGUUAUAGACCUCCUACUCAAUAUCAACUAAGAGAACCAUUGUUGAAAGAAGAAGUUGAGAGGACAAAAACCUCACUCAAGAAGCAAGAAGAAGAGUGGGCAAGAAAUGGUUGCUCAAUCAUGACCGAUGCUUGGAGCGAUUGGAAAAGAAGAAGUAUUAUGAACUUACGUGUGAAUUGCAAGAAUGAAACUACUUUUCUUUCUUCAAGGGAGGAUUCGGCUUCUUCACACACCGGGGCAUAUAUAUUUGAGUAUGUUGAUAAGUGCAUUGAAGAUGUUGGUCCACAAAAUGUAGUUCAAGUUCUGACGGAUAAUGCUACCAACAAUAUGGCGGCGGCGACUUUGUUGAAGAAAAAGAGGAAACAUAUAUUUUGGACUUCUUGUGCCACACAUACUGUUAAUCUUAUGCUUCAAGGAAUAGGUAACCUUCCAAGAUUCAAAAUUGUGAUUGAAAAGGCAAAAUCAUUCACUAUCUUUGUUUAUGCAUAUCACAAGACCUUGAAUUUAAUGAGGAAACAUACUAAGAAGUGUGACAUAGUAAGGGCGGGAGUUACUAGAUUUGCAACUUCUUUUCUAACUUUGCAAAGCUUGAUGGAGAAGAAGAGUGAGUUGAGGUGCAUGGUUGCUUGUGAUGAGUGGACAAAUAUGAAGCAUUUUAAAAGUCCUAAGGGAAAGUUGACAUAUAGUACCAUAUUAAGUGCCUUCUUUUGGAAUGGUGUAACACUUUGUUUAAAAGUGUUUGGUUCUUUGUUUAAGGUGCUACGCCUUGUGGAUGAAGAUAGGAGGUCAUCGAUGAGAUUUUUAUAUGGAGAAUUGCUCAAAGCAAAGGAAGAAAUUAAAGAGGCAUAUAAACAUGUGGAGGCUAAUUAUCGUCCAAUUAUCGAUAUCAUUGAUGACAAAGCUCGUGGUCGGCUUGAUCAACCGUUGCAUUUGGCGGGUUAUUUUCUAAACCCUUAUUAUUAUUUUAAGAAUCAAGAGAUUCAAUUUGAUCCGGUUGUCAUGGAAGGUUUCUUUCAUUGUGUGGAGACCUUCUAUCUCGGUAAUGAAGUUGCUCAAAGUGUUGUGGCCAAUGAACAAGUGUUGGUGUAUAAGGCCAAAAAAUGUGGGUUUGGAAGAACACUAGCUAAAAUGGGAUGUGAUAAAAAUGAUCACAAGUAUGAUCCGGUUGGAUGGUGGUGUAACUAUGGAAAUAGUACUCCCUAUUUACAAAGAAUGACAAGAAUAAUACUUUCUUUAACUACAAGUUCCUCUGGAUACGAGAUAAAUUUGAGUACUUUUGAGGGGAUAAUCAACAAAAAGAGAAGAAUACAAGAGUUGGGAGUAGAUGUAUUACUGGGUGAGGAAGCUAGUAAGCUUCAAGGGUGGAUUGUUGAUGGUGGUGAUGAUGAAGAAGAAAAAUAG
Argentina anserina (silverweed cinquefoil) is the source of this 1881-nucleotide messenger RNA. RefSeq lists its product as uncharacterized. The coding region runs from base 1 to 1881 and encodes 626 amino acids. The transcript has 4 exons. Gene Ontology annotation, molecular function: protein dimerization activity. NCBI's taxonomy places the organism in Eukaryota, Viridiplantae, Streptophyta, Magnoliopsida, Rosales, Rosaceae. The record is from RefSeq and is a predicted model, not a curated record.